UCGUGAUUUUUUGUCUACGAUUUUAUUGUUUUGUUAAAUCAAAGUAAUGUUUCAGUAUGUUUUUAAUGUAGUAAAAUAUAAAAUUUCUUUCCAUGGACAUUAUAAUACAAUCGCACAAGUUUAAACAUGUGGUUAAAAUGUGUUAAAUGUUUUAUCUUAUUGGAAGUUGUAACUGCGUAAAUGGCUUGAAUAAUGUUGUUAUUGUAACCAUAUCGCUCGCGAUAGCAUGGCAGCGGCGAAUGCCGAGUCCGAGCGGGCUCGCUUGUAUAAAUUUGCCAAAAUAUUAACCCUGAAAGUGGCCCAAAUCGUCGUGCAAAGUAGAGAUGGCAAAAAGAUCACUCACGAGUGUUCUAACACGAAACCUUUGGACAACAGCGCCUUGUCAACGUCCCCAAGCAACUUACAAUGGUUUAACCUGUCCAUCCCCGACGAACCCGAAGUGAACUACGAUACGAAACGGAUACUCAAUGGCGAAGUGGUCACCGCUCUCACCAAUAUAUUGUGUAUUGAGAUAUCACUCAAAACCAUAGAUGGCGAUGAGAUGGUGCUAGAGUUGUGGACAGUGAAACUAGCCCCCUGCAUCGAAGCCCCGCUGACAUCCGUCUCCACGAUUUACUACAGGAUGAGCGUGAUGCUGAAAUCCACGCUGAGCAUUUCAAGGAUAACCCCCGCUUACAAGAUGUCCCGGGCACAGAACAAGGAGACCUACAAGAUGUACCACAAGAUCUACGGUGGACAGCCUAAUGUGGAUCUGUUAGGCGGCAACCACAAAGAGAUCAAAGUGAGCGAGCUCCACACGCCGAUAGGUACCAUCCUCAUCGAGGUCCGGUACCGCACGAAGAUGACCAUCCUGCCCGAGGACCGACUCAAGCCGGCGGACAUCCUCAACAGCAACGGGGGCAUUAUGGUGAAGAGCGACCACUUCCCGACUGAACCCAAACGCGAGAACGAGAGGAAAGGCAUAGACCUGAACAAGCCCCUGACGGCGGGCGCGUUCGUGGACGCCGACAAGAUGCGCGAGCUACACGCUAUGCUGCACCAGCAGCUGCCGCCGGAACCCGUCGGCUGGCUGCUGGAGCCCGACACGAAAUUAAAACUAUUGGCAGACGCACAGAAGUUGAAAGAGAGGAAAAAGGAGAUCCAAGGGCGGGACAGUGAGGCCCAGUGCAGCACGAGCAAGGCGAUAGAAGUGCCGCGGGCCCGGGACGGCGAGCGGUACAACACUCUCAUGGACUUCCCAUUCGCCGACGGCAGUCCGAUAACGGAACUGGCGAACUUCUACCAAGAGUGCGUGCACCUCCGCUCGUGCAGCGACGAGCUGGACAUACUAGCGGAGCCCGCGGACUCGGCCGACCUGAGCCAGCAGCUGAAGAUGUUCGAGGAGGCCGUGCCCGAGUUCGAUAACAUGGUCGCCUCCAUGUUCAGCGAAGACGGCGGGGAAUACUGAUUAUAAGCACAGAAUAUACAAUAGUACUAGUGUACAGAAGAUUCACUCCCUAACAAAACGUGUCUAGCAUCUACUACGCGCAAGGCGGCGCGAGCGCGAGCACGCGUCCGUUCCAUAGUGGUAACGAGGGCUACCGCGUUUAAUUUCGCCGCUAGGGGCGCUAGUGUAGAUGGAGGUCUUUCAAAAUGUCAAAUGCAUAUAAGUUUUGGGGGUUUCAUGCUUUUUUACUCCUUAUUUUCACUCCUUAUUCAUAAUUGUAGUAAAUUUUUGUCCAUCUUUGAUUAAUCAUGGUAAACAAUAGAUAUAACUCAAUAAAUGUUAGUGGUUUAAAAAAAGUGCCUAAUAAGAUAUAUGCAAAAUUAAACAGGUUGAAAGAAUAGCACAUUUUGACGCUAAAAUACCUUUGUGUAUAUAGAACGUAUUGAUUUUAUAAAAAUAAGCAUAGAAGGAUUUUGAGAUCUGCUUUUCUGGACCUACAUCCACAGUGGCGCCAACUGGUGACCGGAAAAACGGUAGCCCUCAUUACUAUGGCAAAACCUCAAAAUUGAGGCGGCCGCAGGUACUUGUAGCGACGCGACGAAAUCGCGGAGUGAGACCACGCCUUUUAUAAGUGUUAGAAAAUCUUGAUGGCUUUAUAAAGGUUUUUUGUUGCGUUCGGUAACUAAGUGGAUCAACUUUUUUUGUUUUAUUACGCAGUAGGGAUGUUACGGAGCACCGGUUCCGGUUCCGUUAAGUCGGAACUUCCGAUUGGUAUUACCAAAGAGGAUGUAUAAUAGAAUAGAGCAUGUCAUAGUAAAUUUAUUAGUCACAGUAAAUUCACUGCCAUCUAUCGACACACGAUUAAAACUAAAAAUGAAGAUGUAUAAAAAUACCAUAAAAUGUAUUUAUUUAUUUUUUAUUUAUUUAUUGAGAAACAAACAGUCUUAAAAUAAACAUAAGCAACUUAGCUAAUAGCUACAAAUUGAUUUUUUAUAGACCUAUAGUUUCCUAAUUCACAUAUCGAGGUACAAUAAAAAAGUAUUUAUAUAUGGAUAAAUGAUUUUUUAUUUGCAUUAAUUAUUUUUAUAUGAUUUUGACCCAUGUCCUUUCACUGAUAUGCGUUAAAAUUGUUAAAUAACAAACGAAACCGUCAACCGCCAUCUAUUCGAGAGUAGGCCAAAGGUAGUGGCGCCAUUUGAUCAAAUUUUCUUGAUUUUCGAGGCACUUUUUUUCCUUAGACUGUAUCCAUCUAUUACCGAGUUAUAUCUAUCUUUGGUAUUACACAUCCGCUUCGGUCCCGGUUCCGUUACUUUUGAAUCGGAUGUCAAAGCUUAGAGCGGCGUCGGGACAGGAACGGCGUACAUCAAACCACAAACAAGUUUAUACCCGUAAUUCGCUCAUCUACCCGCUUGCCACAUGCAUUUCAUUUUCAAUAGACCUACCCUUAACAUCUCGUCCACCUCUCAGUCAGGUUCCGGUUCCGAUUCCGUUUCUAGUUCCGAUAAACUAAAUUUAAAACAUCUAGUUCCGCUUUCGGAUCCGAUAAAACCAGAUCCGUUACAUCCCUGUUACGCAGCAUAGGCUUACCCUUUGACCGCCAAAGACGACCUGACGCGCGCCGCUACAGCCCAAUAACAACCUUCCUGCCAAUAAGGCUCACGAUGGCGCGCCGCGCACGAUACGUUCAAAGGGAGGAAAAAUGUAGGUUUGAUUAUUUGAAAUACUAUAAAACCAGGGUUAUACCACAGCGCGGACACGCUAUAUAUCAAAAAUCACUUGCGUUUCUAUGUGUGAACGCCACGUCUGUACACGCGGCAUGCCUCAUAGUGUAAGUUGCUUGACAACAGUACUGAGUGUCCGGCAAACGGUCGUCAAUCUGCUGUCGCGGGGCGAGGUCGUUUGAGUCGGGGCGGGGCGGCGCAUGGCCGUUCUGUAUGAUAAUACCAUUACUUAUUCUGUGGUAAUACCCUCCUGAGUCCCAGAGGCGCUUAUAUAUAGGCUUUAUUCCAAAACGUAAUUUUAAUUUUGAAUAAGUGAAGGUUCCAAAUUCAAAAACGAAUCUAACGAUUCUGGGAGGAAGUGACUAAAAUGUUGAUUCACCUAACUAAGCUAAAACCAGUCAUAUGGAAUCAGUGAUAUGAAAAGGAUUUUAGCUGCACAGUGUUCGUUCGGUAAAUAAACGAAAACUGUUUUUAAAUGAGAGAACAGUGAGAAAAACAGAGCAUCCUAACUACUAGACAAUCGAGGUCACACUCCCAUAUAAAUUUUGUAUGGAAGCGCGACCGCUUAUGAGUCCCCGGCAAGCUCGGCCGAAUAACACCUUCCCAUACAAACGUAGUUCCGCUCUCAUUUUUAAACUACGUGUUGGAGUGUAAUGAAACUGCACAUACAAUGACGUGAGGUAUAUCUAGAUCUGUAAUUAGUUUAACUAUGGUAUCUGAAGCUACAUAAACUAAUUACGGACAUAGAUAUACCUUAUCCUAUUGUAAGUACAAAGUUUUAGAGCAAUCUAGCUAGUCGUUUUAAAAUGAGAGCGGAACUACGUUUGUAUGGAGAACCGAGCUUGCCGGGGAGUCUUAAUUUCAGUUGCUCCUACACGACCAGUACUUGUGUAAGUAAAAAUAUAUAUAAAAAUUAAGCUUUAGAACUCUUACGUCAAGUAGUAAAGUCGAUAUCACAUGAAUAACAACGAUUUAGAAAAAUAGGUAAUACUCCCAUAAGCAAGGACUGAAACGUAACUUUUUACAUAUACGCUGUCUUUAUUAAGUAUGGGUCUCUGCAAAAACUUUAAAAAUAGUCAUAUAAAUGUAUAGCUUGAAUAAAUAGAUAUUUAACCCUUUGUACGUGGCGCCUAUCGUGAACCUUAUGUGAAUGCAAGAAGGUUUAUAUUCGGCUGUUGCCGCGGGCGUAUUCUGAAGUCUUUGGCGGUCAAAUGGUAAAAAUAUAUAAGUAGGUAUAAUAUAUGUUCGCGAUGCACUGAAGCGAAUAAUAUUUUAUUAAAUAUGAAAUAUAAGCGAAGCGAUAUUUACUAAGCCAAUCUGUUACUGUUAUAGAAUUUGAUAUUUCAGUAAUAAAUUGUUAAUAAAAUACUAGCUUUAUUUUAAGUGGGUAUGUUAUUUAGUGAGUUUAGAUUGUCAGCAAUCAUUGCGAGAAAAGCUCGAAAUAUCAGUGGAGUUACGGACGUAACUCGAUCCUCCUCUCCCACCGGCUUUUCACGUACCUGGCGAAGACACAGGUUACUGCCGGCCUUAUCUCGAAGCGUUUCGUUGUAUUAUAAACUGAAAUACAACGCUCACGUGAAACCCGGAAGAUUUUAACCACGCAUUUCUGAGGUCAUAAGAAGGAAAAAAUGUUAUAUGAGUUUAGGUCAAUUUCGUCAAAAAAAAAUGUUUUUCUUUUUAAAGAUUUUUUAAAUGUAUUUGUACAUAAAAAAUAGUAAAAAGUAAAUGUUAUUACUUUUUUAGUAAAACUAUCAAUUAAUUGAUACUCUUUUUUUCGUAAAAUCUAUUUUUUUGCAGUGUUUCUUCUUGACACUUUUUGAUAUCUGUCCAUAAGGAUAUUUAGACUAGGUCCUACUAGGUCCCAUAGUGGCAAGUUUGCCAUCAAAAAGGCGUUUUGCACUUUUGUAACAAUAGUAAUUUGUAUUAACUCUGAAAACUAGGCGAAUCCCAGAAAAGUUUAUAGGACAUUUUAGUCUUUAAAUAUGAUCAGAAAUACACUGUUAAAAAUCUUUCGGGUUCCUCGUGAGAGUAUUGAUGUCAUAUAGGUACUAAAGAAAAAGCGACCAAGCCACAUCCAGUGACCGAGGCUGGAAUAAUUUUCGUUGUACAGUCAAACCUUGUCAGUACCUUGUCACAAUGACAAUCAAUAUGAAAGUCACUGAGACCUUUUACUAUUGUCACUGUGACAAAGUACAAAAUGGGUAGGAAAUUAAAUAACUUUACUGUACAUAUUUACAAACCCUCAAUGUUUCGGUUUGGUUAAUACUAGAGAACUAUAGUCUGCAUCUUCUCAAAUGAUUUUUUUUUUCCCCAGAGACCCUAAUCUGUUAUUAAAAGCCUUUGUUCCUUUUGUGCGUGCGUUUGUGGGCGCAUGCCACUCGCUGAUGCACAAUGGUCCCGCGCUCACCAACAACGGGUACGCGCACGCAGAAAAGGAACAAAGGCUUUUAUUUAACAGAUUAGGGUCUUUGGCGAAAAAAAAUCAUUUGAGAAGAUGCAAACUAUAAUUGUUUGGGAUAUGUUUGACUCCCCGCCACUGUAAGGUAUAGUCAUUAAUGUAAUUCACUAGUUAUUACACCACCGAUAUUGUUUGUUCAAUGUUUGUACUUAGCUCAGUUAUGUUAAAAUCCCAGCUUGUAUGAAUCAAUCUACAGGUUGGGUAAAAAAUGUGCAUUCCCGUUGCCAAGGAGGUUUUGGGAUUACACUGACCAACUUUUACUAUGGGACCAACCCCGAAAUCGCGAAAAAAAAUUGGCUUUCAUACAUUUUGGCUGGUUCAUUUUCUAUGGGAGAGUAAAAUCUUUUUUUCGCGAUUUCGGGGUUUGCCUAUAGUAAAAGUUGCUCAGUAUAAUCCCAAAACCUCCCUGGCAACGGGGAUGCACUUAUUUUUUAUUCAACCUGUAUAUAUCUUGGUAUUAUGCUAAAGAUUAUAUUAAUUAUUUGUCACACUGAAUAUACUCAGAAGACACGAGUGAUUCGGUCAAAUUAUGUUUUUUUGAAAAACAAACUAUAUCCAUAUUGAAACUAAUACAGUCCUUUACCAGACCUUUAAUACAGACCUUUGGAAAUGGUGCUUUACGCACACUUGCGUCCGGUUGCCUCCCCCUGAGGCAACCCCCCUUUUAGCAUUAAAUAUGUCCCGGUUGAGUUUUUUUUUUCGGGAAAAGUACACAUUUUAGGAAUAAAGUGACAAUGAAAGAAAUAAUCCUUAUUGAAUUCCUAACAAAAGAGGUUAUGUUAAUUUUUUGGAUAUGAUGCACCAUUUUUAUGUUAUAGCUAGAUUAACUUCGACAAAAUUUAGCUGUUGAACAAGCUGGUUCUCCCUAUACGAUUUCUUUCAGUACUAUGUUAUAUUGAACUUCAACAAGUUAAUACAUGAAUAUGGUGAGUCUUACCAAAAAAAUACAUAUAACCUUUUCUGUUUAGAAUUUAUUAAGGAUUAUUUCUUACCUUGACACUUUUUUCCUAACUCUAAUACUUUUCUCAAAAAUGAAGAAAAAAUCACCACCGGGACAUAUUUCAUACUAAAAGGGCCGGGGCGGGGGUUGCGUCAGGGGGACGGCAUACAUUACAACAUAACGACCGAAUCAAAAUCAAAAAUAUUAAAUAUGCUCAUUGAUACCUUAUGUUACAAGAUUGUAAACGAUAUAAAAUAUUCAUAAAUAAUAAAUUAUUUAUUAUGUUACAUUUAUAAACGUCUAUAAACUGUUAUAGACCUCAUAUUCUAAGGUCUGCAUGAUUUUGUGACUCCCAAAUUGAUACUCAUAUGUCAUCAAUUUGAGUUACGAAAAAAAUUUUUUUUA
Molecule: messenger RNA, 6950 nt
Organism: Cydia strobilella
Lineage: Eukaryota; Metazoa; Arthropoda; Insecta; Lepidoptera; Tortricidae
Product: autophagy-related protein 13 homolog
Exons: 7
Coding region: 227-1447 (406 amino acids)
Biological process (GO): protein localization to phagophore assembly site; mitophagy; piecemeal microautophagy of the nucleus
Cellular component (GO): cytosol; Atg1/ULK1 kinase complex; phagophore assembly site
Source: RefSeq, a predicted model, not a curated record